AUGUAUAGUAUUUAUAGCCCCAAUAUCAUUGAUAUUGGAGUUGUACAUCUGGCGAUGUUCCCUCAAGAACGUGAACAGUGUGAGAGAGAAGAACGUUUACGAAGACAAAGGAAAGAAAGAGAGGAGAGAGAAGCCGAAGAGCUUGAGCGAGAAGAGAGAGAGGAACAUAAAAGAGGAGAGCGAGAAAAUGAAUCGAGGGAAGCUCGAGCUGCCCCUGAAGCAGUUCAAUAUCAAAUCGAACAAGAAUAUGAACGUCAACGGAUAUUUCAAAAUGAACAAACUGAGAGAGAAAAGCGUGAAGCAAAUGAGGCGUGGCAAGAAUCAUUGAAACAUAAGGCGGAGCAUGAAAAUUUCCAAAGGGAAUUUUUUCUUAAGCCAGUUACAGAAAGUUUUCAGCCAACAACAGUAGAGUAUGGAAAUAUUGAUAAACAUUCAAUUAUUACAACAGUAGCGUUGUGUUUUGUUCCGCCUGAUACAGUAGUAGAAGAAUUUACCUGGAUUAAAGAUUCGGCUUCUGAUAAUUUAGAUGGUUUAAUUAUGUAUUUCGAAGAUACGUAUGUGGGACGCAUAAUGAAUCGAAAUAGACG
Didymodactylos carnosus is the source of this 587-nucleotide messenger RNA. Lineage: Eukaryota; Metazoa; Rotifera; Eurotatoria; Philodinida; Philodinidae. The record is from the annotation of a GenBank genome assembly.